GCUUACGCACGAGCUAACGACUUUGAUGAAGCAUUUUCAAUGUUUGGGCGGAUGCUUAGGAGUGAGAUAAGACCAGAUAAUUUCACAUAUGCUUGCCUUAUGCGGGCAUGCUGUGACAAGGCUGAUUUAGAUAGACUGCAAAUUGUACAAGGAGGUGCUGUUGUUUCUGGUUUAGGUUGGGAGACAAUCUGCAGUAGUGCCCUUGUGACUGCUUAUUCAAGUCUAGGCCAUGUUGAUGAAGCGAGUAAAGUGUUUUAUGCUAUGUCCGAUUCUGAUCAGGAUUUGGUGAUGUGGAAUUCCAUGAUUUCUGGUUAUGGGCAUCUUCGUGUGUGGGAUAUGGGGUUGAAAUUGUUUAAUGAAAUGAGAAGCCUGGGAAGGUUACCUGAUGGGUAUACUUUGGUUGGUUUGACUUCUGAUUUGGCAGCUAUGAGCUUGAUAGGUGUCGGGCAAAGUGUACAUGGACUUUGUUUGAAAAGUUGUCGAGAUUCCGAUGCUUAUGUGGGUGCUGCUCUAGUCAGUAUGUAUGCGAGAUGUGCAUGCAUGGAUUCAGCAUGUAAAGUUUUUGGAGGUUUGUCUCAGCCAGAUUUAGUUGCCUGGUCCACUCUGGUAAUGGGCUAUUGCCAAUGUGGAGACGGUGAAAAGGCGCAUCCGGUUUUCAGAAAUUUGAUGAUUGAGUGUAGGAUGGUAGACCAUGUCUUAAUCUCCAGUGUGCUUGUGGCAACUGCGCAGUUAGCAAAUGUAAGGCCUGGUAAAGAAAUACACGGUUAUGUUCUCCGUCAUGGAUUGGAAUCCGAUAUUAUGGUUUCGUCUGCCCUCAUAGAUAUGUAUUCAAAGUGUGGUUUCUUGGAUGAGGGAAUGCACAUUUUUGAGCGUAUGUCUGAUAGGAAUAUCAUUACAUACAAUUCCAUCAUUUUGGGUCUUGGGUUCCAUGGACUAGCUUCCCAGGCAUUUCAGUUAUUUGAGGAAAUACUUCGCAUUGGAGUAAAUCCUGAUCAAUGUACUUUCUCUGCUCUCCUUUGCGCUUGCUGUCAUGCUGGCCUUAUAGAAGACAGAAAGCGAAUUUUCAGUAGAAUGGAAGAUGAGUUCUGCCUCCAACCUGGGACUGAGCAUUACAUUUACAUGGUUAACCUUCUUGGCACUGCUGGAGAGCUGGAAGAAGCAUUCAAUUUCAUUCAGUCCUUGCCACAACCAGUGGAUCCUGGAGUCUGGGGUGCACUACUAUCAUGUUGUGAGAUGUGUGGUAAUUCCACAAUGGCUGGUGUGGUAGCUCAGCAGCUCUUUCAGAUGGAGCCAGAGAAGGGCGCCUACAGAGUGAUGCUUUCGAAAACUUAUGCUAGUGAUGGAAGAUGGUGUGAUGUGAAGAAACUGAGAGAUGAGAUAAUCGACGGGAGACUGAAAAGAAUCCCUGGGCUGAGCUGGAUUGGAUGUUCUGGCAAUCAGAGUGACAAUAAAUUGUUGACUUGUUAAUCCUUUUACGACUGGAGCAACUAGAGGUUAAAAUAGAGGGUGAUCAGGGAGGUAAACUGCUGCGAGCUGCUGGAUUGUUUGCAGGGUCUAUUUUCCUGAUGCGGCAGUAUGGCGACCUUAUGGCCGUAUGAUGAUCAAAGGAAGUCAAUAUGCAUGCGGAAUCAUAUCAUAUCCCGGAU
Messenger RNA from Rhodamnia argentea, 1646 nucleotides. RefSeq names its product putative pentatricopeptide repeat-containing protein At1g64310. Lineage: Eukaryota; Viridiplantae; Streptophyta; Magnoliopsida; Myrtales; Myrtaceae. The coding region runs from base 40 to 1467 and encodes 475 amino acids. Gene Ontology annotation, biological process: RNA modification. Gene Ontology annotation, molecular function: protein binding; RNA binding. The record is from RefSeq and is a predicted model, not a curated record. The transcript is spliced from 2 exons.